AUGGAGUUGGAUGGCGGCGAUGAAACUGAGGUCACACGCAGCCAGUCCAGAAGCGACGGCUUCCGCGCGUCAGCAUCCACCUCAGACGUCUCUGUCGAGGCUUGUGUUGCAGACGAUGCUGCCGCUGUUUGCGCGCUCAAUAUGAACAGCGCGUCUCCACAGCUCGGGCGUCCUGCUGAGGUGGGUGGGGGGGCAGACGCUCUGCGGUCGGCGCCGCGUAACAGGACUCAAUGUGGGGAGAGCCACGGAGGAGGAGGCGUUAGAAGCGAACCGCUCAGCCGAGCGUUGCCGGCAAGGCCGGGGGAGGGCAUGGGCGGCGGAGGGGUGGACGCUAGCGUAGUCGCUAACACACCGUGCGAAGGGGACGAGUGCAAGGCCCAGACGGGAGAGAAGACCUUCUGUGGUCCAAAGACUGGGCCUCACGGCGUUAGCGCUACCAUCUCAGAUGAUGAGAUUACGGAAGCAUGGACUCCUGCCCUGAUGCCCUUUCCUCCGUUUCUCGCGGCUCUCUGGACGGGACAACUGCAGCACCAACAGGCCAGCAUUGGCGAAGGACUCCUUCCUCUUCCGCUCCUCAAUCCCUCUUCCUUCUGUUUCCUCUCGGCAUCGCUUCAAGCGCUGGCUUCACUCACGCCACUAUUAGAUCUUCUCCAUGCUCUAGCGUACCUCAAGCUGCUUCGGGAAUGUCUCCCCAACUGCCUUAUGUUGCCGUCAUCGGCUUCUUUGUACCCAGAUGCAGAGGCGGACACAAAGCAUUAUUCACCUGCUGGAUCCCGCAAGGAUGGGACGACAGUGGGAUGCGACGGCACAUAUGCACGCCUCGCAGUGAAGCCAAGCUCAGACCGCCCCGAUGAUGGCCGUCCUGUCUGCCAAGAGACGUACACUCUGCCUCCAGGCCCUGGAAAGCUUCCGCACCUCUUGUUGACGUGUCUGAUGACACUGAACCGUGGUCUCUCCAUGCCGUCUGUGUCAGGCUUGCUACUUGCCUCGCGCGACUGGUCUCCGUGUGAGGCACAGGGAAAAUCCCGCGGAAAUCUCGACCAAUUGCAGCGAUGUGGAGAGGUUGGCGGAGGGGUGGCGUUCCCCGUCGAGUGCGCGUCGACCGCAGGUCACCACGACAACGGCGGGGAGAGACAGAAUAUCGAUAGCAACCGAGCGGAUUUGUACGUCGUGUUGGAGGAAGGCAGGCGGCUCGUAGUUACGGAAAAGGCACCAAUUUCGGUGUUCGACUUCCUCUGGCGGCUUGCGCGUAUGGCUGCUUCCAGGACUGAAGCUCAGAGGCCGGAUGCACCGGACGCCUCUCCGGAGAGGGUAGAGAAAUUGCCAUCUCAGGGGACGCAGAGGAUCCCCCCUUGCGCUUGGCGCUGUGCCGCUGGCCAGGUCUUAGAAGCAGUACGCGGGGCAGCGAGGUUGAGCUCGGGGAUUCUGGAACAGGAGAGACGCCGAAUUGUGAGGGACCACCGAGGUCAGAACUCGGCGAGGCAACACGGGAUGGCGCCUGCAGUGUACCGGCAGCUCAGUAACGCCAUGCGGCACCUCUUUCCCGGCGAUGUCCCUCAUCUGGGACUGGCGGGGAACCGAGAUCUAUUUAUAAGAGAGCAGGACGCACACGAGUUUCUGCAGGCACUCUUGGAGGAGCUCGAUGAUGACUGCCAUGCUGCUGAACAGCUCUGUGUUGGGCUCUCAGUCGGUCUUGAGAGUACCAUUUCCGACUCUAUCCCUCAUACGAAAUGCAGCCGAACAUCGCGGCAAAAGGAAGGACAGAAUCUGUCAGUGUAUUUGCAAGAAUCCACGGCACGCGACGACUGCGGUGAGAGCGUAAACCCAGCCAAGGCAGCACCAUCUGCUGAGCUGAUUGAGAAGUUCGGGCCGGUCAAACAGCAGUUUGAAGCUGCUCCAGGACUCACCGACUCAGUGGUAGAGAGACCUCAAGAUGAUGAGCAGUCGCCAGCUGGCGCCGGUUCCAAUUUGAGAGGGCGGUCCACACCUCACAAGCAAUCGAAGCCGAUGCAGGGUCAAGUUCCCGCGUCUCGACGAGCGCCGGUUCCUCAUCUUCGCGACGUUUUUUCGGGCACACUCGCAGAAUUCACCUGCUGUCUGGUGUGCGGAUACCGCACGCCACAGCGGCUGCUUCCAUUCUCAUGUUUGCAGCUGUCUUUGGAGACCACCCGAAAAUUUGGCUUUUGGUCGGGCCCUGCCUCCGUUGAGGAUCUCGUGCGUGCUUCGUUUCGGCCACAGCGGGUGGAUCACGUAGAAUGUUUGUACUGCUCGGCGUUGGUAACCUUUCGCAGUCUUCAGUUGCAGCUGCAGAAGGAUGCCGUCCUGUCUAUCGUUCCUCACUGUUCGCCAGGGUGUGUCGUUCAACGUGAAGAUCUUGUCGAUCCAGAGGCUGUGUGUGGUACACGGGGGGCGAGGGCUCCAGCGUCAGGCGUCCGUCCUCCGCGUGGGCUCGGUCAGCGUACGUCUGGCGUCAGUGGCAGUGAAGAGCGUGAAGAGCCAUUUUUGCACGACGGUGCCGCUUCGGCUUAUGGUACAUUCGUGCCCCCGUCGGUUUGGCCUCGGUUCAGUGAGCACGCAGUGCCUACAUCGUUAAUUCCGAGUUUUUUUUCUCCUAUUUGGAUGCUGCCGGCAUCCAUGGUCCGUGCACACGUCAAGCGGCGGGUCACGCUCUGGCAAUUAUUUAACCUCGUUUCUUCCCAACAAAAAAAAGAGCCCGAAGCUGGGCGCGGAGAUCCCACCACUGCGGCAGACGCGACACCGCGUUCAGGUAACAUGGAGAAGGAGCCGCUGCGGGCGCCGGUGAGGCAUCCUGCCAACGCCGGAGACUGGGAAGCGACGCUGGAAGCCUUGAAGCUUCGCGCGGGCGAGCUCUGGACCACAGUUCGGCGGUCAAAGGAAAAGAUCCAAAGGGUGCAGCGGCUGCCGCAAGUGCUCAUUAUUCAGGUAAACGCCCUUGCUACGACACCGUAUGGCCGAAUUUACAAGCUCGCCGAACGCUGCUCCUUUCCUCUUGCGUUCGAUGCGUUUGUCCUCUUCGGGCCUGCAGCAGAGAAUGCGAGAGACAGCUCGGCAUCUUCGUUCGCGGGCAACGGGAUUGACGAACUCCCCCACCGCAUGACGCAGGACACUCGAAUGUUUGAAGUCCAUGAGUCAUGCCCGACGUGGGUUCAUUCAACCGCCAAAAUACGAGGAUUCCAAGAGGCUACGUCUCCAAGCAGCUCCGGGAGGCGAGCGACGAGCACAGGGCCGAAACGAUCGCAGCCAGAGUCCGGGGCGGAUGGGCGUUUGUACGAGCUGAGGGCAGUCGUCACACAUCUGGGAUCCUCGGCCUCCACUGGGCACUUUGUGUGCUACCGGCGGUGGGAUGCGUGUGCCUUCGGUCCAGGCCCCGGUGCCCGGUCUUUGCUACAGAGCUUCUGCGCCAAUGUGGGAGAAGACAUAUCGUUUGAGGGUUUCGAUUGUGACUCAAAGACGCGGAUCUCCACGCCGAGUGGAUGCAACAAUGGCUCAGGCACCGAGUCACCGUCGGCCGAGGUGACGACGGCUUUCUCGGCUGGUGGUGAUUGCACAGCGACAUCCACGGGGCCAGGCGACUCCCUCAUAGCCGGACAACGACAGGGACAUGCCGCGAAUGUCGGGUCGGCUGCUGACACUGGUCGCCGUCGACAUGUCGCUAACUCGGCGAGUACGCACAGCGCGAGUGGCGCCGGCGGGGGAGGGGAAGUGCUCGACAACCUUGAUAUGCCCCCAGAGACGGAAGAAGCGACACAAGACGAGGGGUGCCGCCAGUACCGGGAACAUGGCUGUUCCGACGAAAGAGAGGCGCACGAAGCACACCAAACGUGGCGCGCAGGCAGGCUCUCCACGUGGUUGCGCCAGAGUCGUUUCCUAGGUGCGGCUAACGCGGCGUUCGUCCGAGUGUCUGAUAGCUCCGUGGAAGCUGUCAAGGUGGAGGACGUGAUGACGACAGAGCCGUAUCUUUUGUUCUACCAGGUUGCCCCGCCGGCUAUAUUUUAA
Besnoitia besnoiti is the source of this 4017-nucleotide messenger RNA. Its product is annotated as ubiquitin carboxyl-terminal hydrolase. The transcript is spliced from 4 exons. The coding region runs from base 1 to 4017 and encodes 1338 amino acids. The record is from RefSeq and is a predicted model, not a curated record. Gene Ontology annotation, biological process: protein deubiquitination. Gene Ontology annotation, cellular component: cytosol; nucleus. Gene Ontology annotation, molecular function: cysteine-type endopeptidase activity; cysteine-type deubiquitinase activity. NCBI's taxonomy places the organism in Eukaryota, Apicomplexa, Conoidasida, Eucoccidiorida, Sarcocystidae.